This is a messenger RNA of Trichomycterus rosablanca, 3443 nucleotides long. It is a transcript of the gene prodha, whose product is annotated as proline dehydrogenase (oxidase) 1a. The transcript has 14 exons. Gene Ontology annotation, molecular function: proline dehydrogenase activity; FAD binding. The record is from RefSeq and is a predicted model, not a curated record. Gene Ontology annotation, cellular component: mitochondrion. Lineage: Eukaryota; Metazoa; Chordata; Actinopteri; Siluriformes; Trichomycteridae. Bases 43 to 1914 code for a protein of 623 amino acids.
GUUUCUCACAUCAUCCAGAUCUUUAUUUAACGUCCCAUAACCAUGUGGUGCACAAAAGUGAUGCCGAAUCUGGCCAGAGCCAAUUCGGACAAACUGAUCCACGCAAAGUUUGCGCCAAAGAGAUUUCGGUCUACUGGGGUAUCAAACCGACAGCUCGAGAAAAGCGAGGAGGCACAGACGGAAUGCCAGUUAAUUGAAAAACCCUGCGAGGUGGAUCUGAUCAGCCAGGCGAAAAGAUAUGCGGGCAGUCAGGGUAAAAUAUCCAUCGAUUUCGAGAACACACAGGAGGCUUAUAAGAGCAAAGAUACACUGGAGCUGCUGCGCAGUUUACUGGUUUUUAAACUCUGCACGUUCGACUUCCUUGUGGACAAGAACAAGGAGCUGAUAGAAAUGAGUAGGAAGAUCCUAGGUCAGCACCUUUUCGAAAAGAUGAUGAAGAUGACGUUCUAUGGGCAGUUCGUGGCGGGGGAGGACCAGGACUCCAUUAAACCCCUUAUUGAAAAGAACCAAGCUUUUGGCGUGGGUUCAGUUCUAGACUAUAGUGUUGAGGAAGAUCUAACGCAGGAAGAGGCAGAAAAAAAGGAAAUGGAUUCCUGUGUGUCUGAGGCUGAAAAGGAAAGUCAUGGUAUUGAUCACAGAGAGAAGAAGUAUAAGGCCCAUCGUCAGUUUGGAGAUCGGCGAGGUGGUGUGAUCAGUGCCCGUACUUACUUCUACGCAGACGAGGCCAAGUGCGACCAUCACAUGGAAACCUUCAUCAAAUGCAUUAAAGCAUCUGCUGGCAGUUCUGUAGACGGAUUCUCUGCCAUUAAGAUGACAGCACUGGGUCGGCCUCAGUUCCUGCUGCAGUUCUCAGAGGUCCUGGUAAAAUGGAGGCGUUUUUUUAAUCUGCUUGCCACACAGCAGGGUAUGGGUGGAAUGACGGUGCUGGAACAGAAACUUGAUCUUGAAGAGCUACAGGACACUUUAGCCAAAUUGGGUGUGGCAGCUAAGAAGGACAUUGAGAAGUGGAUCACUGGGGAGAAACUGGGGUCUUCUGGGACUAUUGAUUUGUUGGACUGGAACAGCCUCAUCAAUGACAGAACAAAGAUUUCCAACCUGCUUGUGGUUCCCAACAUGGAGACGGGUCAUUUGGAGCCUCUACUUAGCAGAUUUACUGACGAAGAGGAGCGACAGAUGAAGAGGAUGCUGCAAAGAGUAGACAUACUAGCCAAGCAUGCUGUUGAGAAUGGGGUGAGGUUGAUGGUGGAUGCUGAACAGACAUACUUCCAGCCAGCGAUCAGCAGACUAACACUAGAAAUGCAGAGGAUCUUCAACAUGCACAAACCCAUCAUCUUCAACACCUAUCAGUGUUAUCUUAAGGAGGCUUACGAUAACGUUACCAUGGAUGUGGAGCUGUCACGGCGGGAAGGCUGGUAUUUCGGAGCAAAACUGGUCCGUGGUGCUUACAUGCACCAGGAAAGACAAAGAGCAACUGAGAUCGGAUACGAGGAUCCAAUCAACCCCGACUACGAGUCCACAAACAUGAUGUACCACAGGUGUUUGGAGUUUGUGCUCGAGGAGAUCAACAACAAUAGGAUGGCCAAUGUCAUGGUGGCAUCACACAAUGAGGAUACUGUCAAGUUUACACUGGAAAAGAUGAACGAGAUGGGGCUCUCACCCAGAGAGAAUAAAGUCUAUUUCGGCCAGCUGUUGGGAAUGUGUGACCAGAUCAGCUUCCCUCUAGGUCAGGCUGGAUUUCCUGUGUAUAAAUAUGUGCCUUAUGGCCCGGUGAACGAGGUGAUCCCAUAUCUGUCUCGCCGAGCGCAGGAGAACCGCGGCUUUAUGAAAGGCUCACAGAGAGAACGCACGCUGCUGUGGAAAGAAAUGAAACACCGCCUAUUCAACGGCCAGCUGCUUUACAAGCCCGUCUACUGAGUCUCUGUCUGUCUACUCCUACUAGAGAACAAUGACAUGAUGUUUUUGCAUACACUCUCCUCUGCCUUAAUGCUGUAUCACAAAAAGCACAAGAACCUUAGUCUUUCACAAUUACCGCUCUAUGCAUGUACCAGUAAUGUAUUACUAUAAUAGUAUAACACUGGAUUUCAUUUUUAGCAGUAGAAUCAGAUUUUUAAGGGUAGGUAAAAUUCUGGCUGAGAAUUUACCCCAACAUUAUCACAACCGUGCAACACGCUAUUUAUUGGACUGACUCCGACAGAACAGCCACUGGAAGAAAGAAAUCUGAUGGGUGCAAGUUUUAGAGAGAGUCUAGUCUCUCACUGUGAAGCUGUACUCAAUACGGAGGCUGUCAUCAUUUGCAAUAAGAAAGCAAUAAGUGCCUUUUUGACCUAUCACUGUAUUUUAGGUAUUUUUAAAUUGGUCUGUUUAUUUAUUUCUGUUCAUGUUAAGAAAUGAUUGAUUAGAAUCUAGAGAGGCUAAUUAAAUUAAUAAUGAAUGAACUAAUUCAAAGGUUUUUAGAUGUUAGAUGUUUUGAAUUUUAAUUCAGAUUUAUUCAAAUAAUGGCAGAUAAUUAUAGCAAUUUAUUAGUCUUUCUUUAGUUUUCAAAGCCAGAUGCACAGUGUUGGAGGUUUCAGGGUUUAGAACUAGUUUUGUAAUUAUACAUCGAUCAGCCAUAACAUUAAAACCACCUCCAUGUUUCUACACACAUUGUCCAUUUUAUCAGCUCCGCUUACAAUAUAGAAGCACUUUGUGGUUCUACAGUUACUGACUGUAGUCCAUCUGUUUCUCUGCAUGCUUUGUUAGCCCCCUUUCACCUUGUUCUUCAAUGGUCAGGACCCCUACAGGACCACCACAGAGCAGGUAUUAUUUAGGUAGUGGAUCAUUCUCAGCACUGCAGUGACACUGACAUUGUGGUGGUGUGUUAGUGUGUGUUGUGCUGGUAUGAGUGGGUCAGACACAGCAGUCACCGUCACUGCUGGACUGGGAAUAGUCCACCAACCAAAAAAAUAUCCAGCCAACAGCGCCCCGUGUGCAGCGUCCUGUGACCACUGAUGAAGGUCUAGAAGAUGACCAACUCAAACAGCAGCAAUAGAUGAGCGAUCGUCUCUGACUUUACAUCUACAAGGUGGACCAAAUAGGUAGGAGUGUCAUAGUAAUAGAGUGGACAGUGAGUGGACACAGUAUUUAAAAAUGAACAGUAAGUGUAGAAACAAGGAGGUUUUAAUGUUAAGGCUGAUCGAUGUAUACCAACAGUGUUAAAACAUAGUGUGGUGCUUAGCCAUUCAGCUGGACCACAGCAAAUUCUUAAAAAGUUUUAUGGACUGCAUGCAUGCAGUAGUCUGACAUUGUACAGCUGUAUACAAGUGUAAACGGCUCUUCACUGUACACAGGUUAAGAGCUAUUACUGUUCUUAAGGUUUUCUAUUGUAAAAUAUUAUGGAACAAUAAAAAUGCUGCUUUUUAAUAAAAUCUAUACACAUGGGCAAAGCAGUAACCUAUUAAUAAUUA